Ectocarpus siliculosus is the source of this 1519-nucleotide messenger RNA. Lineage: Eukaryota; Phaeophyceae; Ectocarpales; Ectocarpaceae. The record is from the annotation of a GenBank genome assembly.
AUGCCCGUCUUCUUCUUCCUGGACCCCGAGAUGCUCGACGACCCGGCCAUGGACAGCGUCAACAACGUGACGCUGUCGUACACGUUCUUCCAGACCGCAGAGGAGGAUGCCGUGCCUGAGGAGGAAGAAGAAGAAGAUGAUGAAGACGAGGAUGGGCGAGGGGGCAGAUUGGCGGUGACCGCACAAUAGCAGCAGGGGAGGUGGAGGAUGGGGGAGGGGGCACGUUGGCGGCGGCGGCUUCACAAUCGUAGUAAAGGCGGGACGUACGUACUUGUGGGGUGCAGAGACCGGAGAGGGACCUGUGGGGGAGCUUGUCUGUUGUGGUUUUUACCCGCGCUUGCUGGCGCUUGGGUGCCACGCGGUUGGGAUGUAGUGCUUGGAUCAGCAGCGGCACCCCCCCCCGUCCCAACCCCAUGAGUCGUUAUGCCGCAGCAGUAGGAGCAUUUGGGUCCCGAAAUUUUGUCGUUUGGAGUUUUCUCAAUCGAGGAAUUCGCCCGUAUUUUUGCAACAUCGUGUUCACAAGUUUCCAAAAACAUGCCUAGCCCAAUCAGGUUUUGCAAUUUCGCCGAGAUGAUGGAGUUCGUCGAUUGUGGGGAUCUCAGGUUUUGAGGGGUUCGAAGGACGGAGUUUUGGCUCUAGGGAUCGCGCACAUCAAGCGUUUUUGUCAUCUCUCGUUGUCGAGAACGUCGUCCGUAGUGUCGUGUCGCACGCUCGAUAUGCCUGUUGUGAUGCGUUCGGCCUAGCCUGGAACGUGGUUGGCGGGGGAAUAAGGGGCGGGGGCAGAAAUCGCGGCGUAACCGUGUAGUAAAGCGUCCGGAAAUCUGGACACGGGGUGGGUCUUCUUGAGCGUGCUGUUUUUUUUUUUUUUUGUCUCCUUUAAUGUUUCCUUUGUGCGUCGUUUUGCGCCCACGCUCUCCCGUAGCAUCUUUGCGCAAGAAUUCUACAGGCGUUGGAGUUUUAUCUUGGUGGUGUUCUAAGUUUCUCAGUGUAGCAUGGCACCAUUAGUGUGGUGCAGCAGACGAAACCCCCGUCAAUCAAAGGAGGAGAGACCCAAACGGUCGCAGCAAUCCACGCAGCCUGUGGUCUUGCUCUGUCCAGUUUCCGUGAGAAGCACGUGCAUGUCUGCGUGGGAAGGGCUACUUUGCAGCCGAGACAUAGGCAUGUUUCGAAAAGCAGCCUUGUUCGCCACAUUUUGGUGACGAAAGUGUGGGCUGUUGACGGGCAAGGGACAGAGGUCAUCCCCAUCGUGCGAAAACUCUCCCAGGUUCCAAUUUGUACGGCGACCUCUCGUGUAAAGCGUGUUGCGUACUCCUUCGCCUUGCUCCCUGUCGCGUUUGCUGCUAGUCAGUCCGUUGGGUGUGGUGCAUGGUGUUUGCGGUUUUAUGUGACUGAAACGUAUUUUGGGUGAGGUCAACGGGGGCGGGUGUUGUAAUUUGCGUGCGCGAUGCUGCCUUGGAAGAGGCAGCAUGGAUGUUUGAAGGUGGAAGAACAAAGUGAGAGCUGGUACAACCCAGCAGCA